GAGGGCUUGGCAUUCUGUCCAUGCUAGGACAAGUGUCACCUCUUGGCCCCCACGCCUAUUGCCUGCCCCCAGCCCCCUAAACUGAGGGCUGCACCUCCGUAGCCCCUUGGCGCAGCCGGAGCACCGGUAGCAGGACCCGGCGCUGAGCCCUGCAGGUGCGGGGGGUGGUGGGCGGGGCGGGAGGCGGCUGGCCGUCACGCGUGGACCCUGUGGGGGCGCUGGCUCGGCCCCGCCCCGCGCGCCCCCGCCGCAGCCGGCGCGCGCUCCCGGGAGGCGGCGGCGGCGGCAGCAAGGGCAGCAGCAGCACCGGCAGCCCCCGGCGGCCUCGGGCGGGGCCGGCCGGCAGGACACACGGACAGAGGGUGCCCGGGGCGCGCGGCCCGCCGGGGCCGGCCAUGGAGGGCGCCUCGUUCGGCGCGGGUCGCGCGGGGGCUGCGCUGGACCCCGUGAGCUUCGCGCGGAGGCCCCAGACCUUGCUGCGGGUCGCGUCCUGGGUGUUCUCCAUCGCAGUCUUCGGGCCCAUCAUCAACGAGGGCUACGUGAAUGCCGACAGCGGCCCCGAGCUGCGCUGCGUCUUCAACGGCAACGCGGGCGCCUGCCGCUUCGGGGUGGUGCUCGGCCUCGGAGCCUUCCUCGCCUGCGCCGCCUUCCUGCUGCUCGACGCGCGCUUCCAGCAGAUCAGCAGCGUCCGGGACCGCCGCCGCGCCGUGCUGCUGGACCUGGGCUUCUCCGGCCUCUGGUCCUUCCUGUGGUUCGUGGGCUUCUGCUUCCUCACCAACCAGUGGCAGCGCACGGCGCCCGGGCCCGGCACGGCUCAGGCGGGGGACGCGGCGCGGGCCGCCAUCGCCUUCAGCUUCUUCUCCGUCCUCAGCUGGGUGGCGCUCACCGUGAAGGCCCUGCAGCGGUUCCGCCUGGGCACCGACAUGUCGCUCUUCGCCAGCGAGCAGCUGGGCGCCGGGCCGGGCCAGGCCUACCCCGGCUACCCGGUGGGCAGCGGCGUGGAGGGCACCGAGACCUACCAGAGUCCGCCCUUCACCGAGACCCUGGACACCAGCCCAAAAGGCUACCAGUGUCCAGUGUUCUGACUGCAACCUCUUUACAAUAAAGACUGUAAAUGGCCU
Messenger RNA from Ochotona princeps (American pika), 1121 nucleotides. It is a transcript of the gene SYNGR3, whose product is annotated as synaptogyrin 3. The record is from RefSeq and is a predicted model, not a curated record. Bases 396 to 1085 code for a protein of 229 amino acids. Lineage: Eukaryota; Metazoa; Chordata; Mammalia; Lagomorpha; Ochotonidae. Gene Ontology annotation, cellular component: synaptic vesicle membrane; neuromuscular junction. The transcript has 5 exons.